AUGGAAACAGAAAAAUUGGCGGCACAAAUUAACACACACAUCGAGAACGACAGAAAAAAGCAUAGUCAUGAUGAGGUGUCACCGAAACACUCAAAAGGCAAAAAUGAUUCAAACUUCAAAGUUGUGAGUGCUGAACACAUUGCCCAAGUGCGUGCAAAGCGACAGGCCGAGCGCAAAGCUAAAAAAGAGGCUAUGAUAGCUCGAGGACUGGAUCCGGAUUGUCCGCCAGAUCUUCAAUUCAUUCGAAGGCCGCUUUUGGAGGUGGACAGCCAGUGUGAAGUGAAAGGGUUCAAGUUUAAGCUAAUGACAUAUAACUGCUUGGCGCAGGCGCUUAUUAGACGCAAACUUUUCCCAAAUAGCGGGAAUGCGCUGAAAUGGUUCAAAAGAUCUCAAGUCCUGCUAAAGGAAUUCGAAUAUUAUAGCGCCGACAUAUUGUGCCUGCAAGAGAUAGAUUUCAUACAAUAUCAAUCAUUUUGGAAAAAAAAUUUGCACGGCUUGGGCUAUGAUUUGCAAUUUCACCGUCAUGGCACGAAAAAUCACGGUGUAACCAUUGCUUGGAAAAGAGAGCUUUUUAGCAUGGCCGAUAGAAUGCUAAUCGAAUAUGAUAAGGAAGCAUCUGACAGCAUAGAGCCACGCACUACGACUAACAAUGUGGGCUUAAUUCUGGCUUUGAAAUUUUCAGACAGAGUAACAAGCCGUUUUCCUGGUUCAAGCAGCAAAGGAAUUUUGGUCGGAACCACUCAUUUAUUUUGGCAUCCAUUUGGAACGUUUGAACGAACAAGACAAUGCUACGUUCUCUUGAAAAAAAUGAAAGAGUUUUCACGUCGCGUUAUGGUCUUGCAAGAUGGCGCGGAUCGUCAAGAUCAAAAAUGGUAUCCAUUCAUUUGUGGCGAUUUCAACUCUCAGCCAUUUGAUGCUCCAUAUUUGUCAAUGACUUCGAAGCCCAUUUCUUAUGAGGAUAGAGCUAAAACUGUCAUUGCUUGUAGCACUUCUUACACUUUUUCGAAAAGACGCAAUGGGGAAGAUUGUGACGAGGAAGAAGGCGGAAACAUAGAAAAAUACGGCGAUCAGCCCGCAACUCCCGUUCCGCAGCAAUUCGAUGCAAAUCAAGAGCAACUACAACUACUGUCUGACAUGGAGAAAAUUCACAACGCUCUGCCUGCUAGGGCCAUUUCGGUCUAUUCCGUGGGCUAUAAAUCAGCACACCCCGAGAAUGCAGGUGUUGAUAACAAAAGGCACGAACCUGAAAUCUCGAACUGGGCUGAGACUUGGCGGGGACUACUGGAUUACAUUUUUUUCAUCCAGACCUGGGAUUUUAGCGAUAAAAGAAAACCUGACGAGCUUGGCAACUUCAGGCGGGAAAAUGGGGUUACUAUUCGAAGGCUUUUGAGAAUGCCACCAGCCUGUGAGAUGCCAAGCCACGGACAACCACAUGAGGGAGAAUAUGGAAGUGAUCAUUUGGCCAUGAUGUGUGAGUUGGAAUUAGACAUGCAUUAA
Molecule: messenger RNA, 1497 nt
Organism: Lachancea mirantina
Lineage: Eukaryota; Fungi; Ascomycota; Saccharomycetes; Saccharomycetales; Saccharomycetaceae
Source: the annotation of a GenBank genome assembly